Messenger RNA from Eutrema salsugineum, 1925 nucleotides. RefSeq names its product serine/threonine-protein kinase STY13. The record is from RefSeq and is a predicted model, not a curated record. Gene Ontology annotation, molecular function: ATP binding; protein kinase activity. The coding region runs from base 365 to 1603 and encodes 412 amino acids. Gene Ontology annotation, biological process: protein phosphorylation. NCBI's taxonomy places the organism in Eukaryota, Viridiplantae, Streptophyta, Magnoliopsida, Brassicales, Brassicaceae. The transcript has 3 exons.
AAAAAAAAAAGGAAGAAGAAGAAGAGGAAAAUCGGAGUGUGGGAAAAGUAAAUGGGAAGCGACGACUGACUCUUCUCCCUCCUCCUUCACCACCACCUCUUCUUUAGGUUUCUGUCUUCUUAGCUCUGAAAUUUGAUCGGAACUAAGCUUUUGUGUUGCGCUUUGAUUACUUUGUGGGUUUUUGAUUUCUCGAUCAGCCCUUCGAUCUCUUACUUAUCCAGUACUCGAAGUUUAUUUCAUGUCUUCUCGCUCAUAUCCACUGGUUUUUUUGGGGCCUAUGAAGCUCUAAGGUACAUGUUGAAGAAGAUCUACAUGUGAUCUGCAAUUCAUCAUACAUAACACGUAACCCAAGAAUUUAGAAAGGAUGCUUGAGGGACCAAAGUUCGAUGUGCUCGCUGUCGGCAAUCACAACAACGACAACAAUUACUAUGCCUUUACCAAAGACUUUUAUCAAAAGCUCGGUGAAGAAGGUACAAACAUGUCCAUGGACAGUAUGCAGACAAGUAAUGCCGGAGGUUCUGUGUCCAUGUCUGUUGAUAAUAGUAGCGUUGGUUCUAGUGAUGCUCUUAUUGGCCAUCCCGGUUUGAAGCCUAUGCGCUAUGUUCCCUCUCUCUCUGUUGGGCAAAGCGUGUUUCGCCCAGGAAGAGUUACACAUGCACUUAACGAUGAUGCCUUAGCACAAGCAUUGAUGGAUAGUAGCUAUCCAACCCAGGGACUGGCGAACUACGAAGAGUGGACGAUAGAUUUGAGGAAACUUCACAUGGGUCCAGCUUUUGCGCAAGGGGCGUUUGGUAAGUUGUACAAGGGGACUUACAAUGGAGAAGAUGUAGCGAUUAAGCUCCUCGAGAGGCCAGAGAGCAGUCCGGAAAAGGCACAAGCCCUGGAACAGCAGUUUCAGCAGGAGGUUUCUAUGCUUGCGUAUUUGAAGCACCCCAACAUCGUUAGGUUUAUCGGCGCGUGUAUCAAACCAAUGGUGUGGUGCAUCGUGACUGAGUAUGCAAAAGGAGGCUCGGUCAGACAGUUUUUGACUAAGAGACAAAACCGAGCCGUGCCUUUGAAGUUGGCUGUUAAGCAGGCUUUGGAUGUUGCCAGAGGUAUGGCUUACGUCCACGAGCGCAACUUUAUACACCGGGAUCUAAAGUCAGAUAACCUCCUCAUAUCAGCUGAUCGGUCCAUCAAGAUUGCUGAUUUUGGCGUUGCAAGAAUUGAAGUUCAAACAGAAGGGAUGACACCAGAGACUGGGACUUACAGAUGGAUGGCCCCAGAGAUGAUCCAGCACAGACCCUACACCCAAAAAGUAGACGUGUAUAGUUUUGGAAUCGUGCUGUGGGAGUUGAUAACAGGUCUUUUACCGUUCCAGAACAUGACGGCGGUUCAAGCUGCGUUUGCAGUGGUUAACCGAGGAGUUCGUCCAACAGUCCCAGCGGACUGUCUCCCUGUGCUUGGCGAGAUCAUGACACGUUGCUGGGAUGCGGACCCUGAAGUUCGUCCUUGUUUUGCAGAGAUUGUCAAUCUUCUCGAGGCGGCUGAAACUGAGAUAAUGACGACUGUGAGGAAGGCGCGUUUCAGAUGCUGCAUGACGCAACCAAUGACAAUCGACUAAUCUGUCGUGAAGAAAGAGAGAGGAGAAGAAGAAGAGAAAAGAGGAGUAAACAAAAGGGGAAAGAAGCAAAGAAAAGGCUAAAAAGAGAAAAGAGAGAAAGAGAGGAAGGUAAGAAGGGCUUUAGAUAUAUGUAAGUUUGUGUGUGUAUCUAUAUAAUAUCCGAUUGUAUCUCUUUUCCCAAGAUAGGAGAAGUAACCCAACCAUUUUAGACUACUGAUUUUCUAGGUUUUUUGUAUUAAGAAAGAAAAAACAAAAUAGAUGUGCGUGAGACACUGUGACUGUCUGAAGUGUUUGGUUUAGUUUUUCCUUGAAUUGAUUUCUU